Molecule: messenger RNA, 1962 nt
Organism: Zymoseptoria tritici IPO323
Lineage: Eukaryota; Fungi; Ascomycota; Dothideomycetes; Mycosphaerellales; Mycosphaerellaceae
Exons: 4
Coding region: 1-1962 (653 amino acids)
Source: RefSeq, a predicted model, not a curated record
AUGAGGAUGGAUGUUGAGGAUGAGGGUGAAGAGGAUGGAAAGGACGAGGCGGGUUUUACUUACGAGGGUCCGGGUCUGAGGGCCUUCAACUAUGAGGCCGACGACCCUGAAGAUGAAGACGCAGAUAUUACCAUGUCCAACACCAUCGCGCAAGCUACAUGCCCCCACGACAUCGAAGAGGACCAAGAAGAAGACAACCCAAAUCCUCCAGACCCACCCACCGACCCCUCACCCUUCAAUCCCGACCAGCGCCUCCCACCCGUUCCCGACGACCACGCAGAACUCACCGAACCCGUCCGCCAGCAGGCACGCACCCUCUCCCGCGAUCUGCUACACGUGGCUCAGCGGGAGACGGAGGACAGACGAUUACGGGAGAGGGAGCAGGAAGAGGCGGAGAGGGUGCAGAGGGAGAGGAGGAAGAGGGAGCAGAGGGUCCGAACGGAUGUCUUUGUUGCGAUCUCCAAGCUGUGCCGGAUCAGGCUGUACUCAUUGACCGAUCUCAGCUUCGCCUUUUUCGAUUUUUCGAGGACAAAGCGACCGGAACGGAAUCGCCACCUCGAAGCAGACGGGGUGUGUGGUCCUUUGUCUCUGCCCGUCGAGUCGCUUACUUCUCUCUUCUGGCGAGAGCAAUGUGUGAGAACAUGCAUCACUCAUCUUACGCACACCUAUUACAUUAUACGAUACGAACCGAUCGCGCGAGAACUCAUGGCGAGGAAAAGUCCCCGUUCGGCAUCGAGGGAGAAAGCAAAAGAGGAGAAGGCGGAGAAGAGUGAGCGAAGUCUGAAAGCCGCCGUGACGAAGAGAAAGAAGGGACCCAAGAAUUCGGUGCCGGCGGGGCGAACGAUAAGGAGGGCUAAGGGACAGGACGACGAUAUAGCAAAUAAAGACGACAGCGAUGAAGAAGAGCAAGAUCCCCCAGGAGAUGACGGUGCGAAGGAAGCCGACGAAGCUGCCCCUGCGGAACAAUAUCUGGACUAUUGUUCCGACACGGAUGAAGAAGUCUUCAAUCGUGAACUCGAGCCCGAGCCCAGCGAUGACGACGAGGACGAAGCCCACCAGCAGGCUUCACGAGUCGACUUGGGUCCAACGCCGGAGAUCAACGAGCUCCGCGACCGCGCGCUUCAACUCAUGUGGGAUAUCACGCACCUUGAGGCGAGUCAGCCCGAAGAUGGGGAUUUGAGGCUUGCGGCGGAGUAUCAGGGGGUUACGUCCAUCUGCCACCGCACUAUACAACGAUUAAAUCCCGAGCUUGAGAGAAAGAAAGCGAUCAUGGGGAAACUCUCAUCUCCCAAGGCCAGCACGGCAACAAAGAAACUCAGCUCCGCAGCCAGGGAGAAAAAGAGAAAGGAGGCCGCAAAAGCCAGCGAGCAAAAGGCAAAGGACGCUGUGACGAAGAGGAAGAAGUCCACAGCGGAACCAGGAACUCAGCCGUCCAAGAGCGCGACGAAGCUAGCGUCGGCUGGAGGCAAAAGGACGAGAUAUGAAGAGCAAGCGCCCCUUGCUUACAAGGGCCCAGCGGAGGACUGGGAGUCUUACUUCAAGUAUACCGACGCCGAAGCCGACGAGAUGAUGGAGGCUGCUCACGCCGAGGCGCGCUUGUCCGAGGGUCCGGCUCCGCAGUUCGUCGUCAGACGUACCGACGCGGCUCGGAAGAAGGACAUUGAGGAGUAUUCGCGCGGCUUCAAGGAUGCCGACGAGGAUCUUGAGGAUCUCGAGGAUGCAGAGAUGGAGUCCGGCGGCGAGGACAGCGACAACGACAACGGCGAUGACGAAGGUGACGACGACGAUGAACUAGUCACCAAUACCGAGCUCUAUCGCCGUGCGGUCGAACUCGCCGAGGAAAUCGCGCUCGCGUCCGCGGGGAGGCGCCAGGAUAAGGACUUGAGACAUGCGGCGGAGGCCGCUGUGGCUGUAUAUAGGCAACUCAGGCAGAGUCUGAGGGUGCGGUCAGGCAGGAUUUAA